Penicillium manginii is the source of this 1509-nucleotide messenger RNA. Its product is annotated as bZIP transcription factor. Bases 1 to 1509 code for a protein of 502 amino acids. Gene Ontology annotation, molecular function: DNA-binding transcription factor activity. Gene Ontology annotation, biological process: regulation of DNA-templated transcription. The transcript is spliced from 3 exons. NCBI's taxonomy places the organism in Eukaryota, Fungi, Ascomycota, Eurotiomycetes, Eurotiales, Aspergillaceae. The record is from RefSeq and is a predicted model, not a curated record.
AUGGACAUGCUUUCGACCAGAUCAUACCUUGAAUUAGGAGGAUUGCAACCCUCUCAACAUAGGUUGAAUCAUCAUUCACCGGGAGCCGACACACCAGAAAGUUCCCCUGCGACCGAGAAGUCCGAUAUCAAUCUUUCUCCGCCAGGCAAGUCGGCCCCGCGCUCCGCCAAAUUGUCAAAGUCCAACUCGGAGAAGACCGUGACUGUGGGUCAUCCACGCAAACGAGGUCGCCCGAGACUUGAGACGACAAAGGAUGCAGCUGCCAUCGAGGAGCGGCGACUUCAAAUCCGUCGGGCGCAACGGACAUACAGACAGAAGAAAGAGGCAACCAUCCAGGCCCUCAAAACCCGCGUAGAACAGCUCGAACAGACCCUGCAGAAUGUAUCCGAUCUGAUGGGCCCAGAGCCCGAGGUCGAGACCUCUAACAGUCUGGUCAGUCAUUUGGCGAUCGCGCGUACAAGGCAGUUGGUCCUUGCGGAGAUUGCAAGAGGACAACAUCCAUCGGAGGAAGGUGGAAAUGGCAACGACUAUGACCAUCCUCACAAUGGACAAAAUACCAACACUCCACCCGAGACCUUCGGAUAUCAUGUCUCCCCUCAUUCUAAUACAGAAGAUCACUCAAUUACGAUCCACCCCCAAGAACAAGCUUACCCCCAUCCCCGAUCGCCAUCCCCUCUUGUCAACCGCCUCUUCCCAACAACCACCAUCUACACUUAUAGCUACCAGGAAUCCACUCUAUCCCGCCGUCUCCAACGCUUCUGUCUAGAGCAUACAUAUCGAUGGCUCUCAGAUGCACGAUCAGAGCCCGACCUGAUGGCCCGAGUCUUCGGUCUCAUCCCAUGCAUCCAUGAUAUGCCGGGCAUCCGUCGUAAUUACCGACGCAUACUACGAGCUGAGAUCGGCGACCCGCUAGAAGUGGCGGACAAGCUACCCUUCUACAAGCUCGGCGGCGCAGGUACCCACUACCCACGCACCGGACCAGACGGACAGCCCAUCUACCCGGAUCGAUUGCGCCGGCCGGGGAAGAUCCUGCGGCGGAUGACGAGGAUCUUGCAGCGGGGCGGAAUCCAAGACUGGGACGAAGAUUGGAGCGGGAAUUUCGAGCCUGCAAAUGAUGGCGACGGGCGUUUGGCGAUGAGUGAUGCCGAUUAUCUGCGCGUGCUCGAUCUCGAUGGCGAGUGGUUUGAUUGUCAUGAUGUUCAAGGGUACCUGGAGGAUCGGGGGCUGACUCUUGAUGGAUCGUCGACGUUGUCGAUGGAGGUUCCGGCGUCGACGGUUGGGUUGCUUUAUGGUCUCUCGCCAGAUCUUUCUGCAUCGCAGUACUACGUUUCGCCGGUCGAGACGGGUGCGACGCAGUAUCUAAGCUCGUCUCGUUAUGUGCUCGAUGUGGAGUCUUUCUUUGACCUACUUCUCGCCAAUCUUCGCAUUCUGGGACGAGCGCCGGGAUUUCGACUGGGUGAUGUUGAUGCGGCUCUGCGGACGGCCAUUCACCGGAGGACGCCGAGCUGA